Spirometra erinaceieuropaei is the source of this 369-nucleotide messenger RNA. The record is from the annotation of a GenBank genome assembly. Lineage: Eukaryota; Metazoa; Platyhelminthes; Cestoda; Diphyllobothriidea; Diphyllobothriidae.
AUGCUCAACUUCCCAAAGUACGCUCGGAGAAGGAGGAGCGCAUUCGAUAACCGCAUCAAGUGCACCGGGAUGCUGUUAGACCCACUUGCAAUUUUGGCUGUUCUCCAAAAAUUCCUCGAACCCUACAUCAAUCGGGGCAUCAACGCUGUAAUCAGUCGACACAUGGACGAAUUCUUUUCGAUUACUUUCAAGAACAUUCGUUCAAAUUUCGGCGAAUCCGCCCUAACUGAUGGGGACCUACGACUUUUGCAGUACAGCUUAAUGAAAAGUGCUGCCGCCCAGUUUCGACCGCCCUCCCACCAGUCCGACAAACAAUCAUCCCUACAUCUGAAUGGGGAUCAACAUCCUAAUUCCCAGUCCGCGCCGUAA